Messenger RNA from Ricinus communis (castor bean), 2782 nucleotides. RefSeq names its product probable auxin efflux carrier component 1c. The transcript is spliced from 6 exons. Lineage: Eukaryota; Viridiplantae; Streptophyta; Magnoliopsida; Malpighiales; Euphorbiaceae. Bases 602 to 2431 code for a protein of 609 amino acids. Gene Ontology annotation, biological process: auxin polar transport; auxin export across the plasma membrane. Gene Ontology annotation, molecular function: auxin efflux transmembrane transporter activity. The record is from RefSeq and is a predicted model, not a curated record. Gene Ontology annotation, cellular component: endoplasmic reticulum; plasma membrane.
CAUCUCAUCUCCCAAACAAGUCCUUACAUAACAUGCCUCACUUCUCACCCAAUAUAUGCUUUUUCUGCUACACUUUGUAACACCACCCCCAUCUCUCAUCUUACUCCAUAGAAGAUAGAGCCACCCACAAUCUUUCCUUCCCUUCCCCCCUCCCUUCUCUUUCUCUAAUCCAAACACAGCUUAAAACAAAAAGGAUAAAAACAAAAGGAUAAAAAAAGAAGAAAGAAAAAAAAGAAAAGCUUGGUGCUUUGGAGACUGCAAGAGUGUGCAAGCUUGCUCGCAACUCUCAAAGCAAAGCUGUAGUAUAUUGUAUAGUGCAGCAGAGAAAAAGAAAAGAAAAAAGAAAAAAAAGAAACCCUUUUCUCUCUGUUUAUUACCCACCCACACCAGACAUACACUUUCUCCCAGAACCCCAUAAACCCACAUGCUUUGCCAUUCUCAUUAUCAUCCCCAUCACUACCACCAGCAGCAGCAGUUUUUGUUUGUUCAGAUUUUCUGUCAAUCUUGAACUAGUUGUCUCUUUUGUUUCUUUGAAAAGAAAGGAAAAGAAAAAUCUUUGAGUGAAAGGUUUGAUCAAGGAAUUAACCAGAGGAAGAAGAAGAUGAUCACAGCUUUAGACUUUUACCAUGUAAUGACUGCAAUGGUGCCACUAUACGUGGCUAUGAUCUUGGCUUAUGGAUCAGUGAAAUGGUGGAAGAUUUUCACUCCUGAUCAGUGUUCAGGGAUCAAUCGUUUUGUUGCACUUUUUGCAGUACCUUUGCUCUCUUUCCAUUUCAUCUCCACCAAUAAUCCUUAUACUAUGAACUUUCGCUUCAUAGCUGCUGAUACUCUCCAGAAGAUCAUAGUUCUUUUAGUGUUGGCAGCCUGGACCUUUUGUAGCAGAAGGGGUUGCUUAGAAUGGACUAUUACACUGUUUUCUCUAUCAACUUUACCAAAUACUCUUGUUAUGGGUAUUCCUUUGCUUAAAGGAAUGUAUGGUGAUUUUUCUGGUAGUUUAAUGGUGCAAAUAGUUGUUCUCCAGUGUAUUAUUUGGUACACUUUAAUGCUUUUCAUGUUUGAAUAUAGAGGUGCUAAAAUGCUCAUUUCUGAGCAAUUCCCAGAUACUGCUGGCUCUAUUGUCUCCAUCCAUGUUGAUUCUGAUAUCAUGUCACUUGAUGGAAGGCAACCUUUGGAAACUGAAGCUGAGAUUAAAGAAGAUGGUAAACUUCAUGUCACUGUUAGAAAAUCUAAUGCUUCAAGAUCAGAUAUUUUCUCAAGAAGGUCCCAAGGUUUGUCUUCUACAACACCCAGACCAUCAAAUCUAACAAAUGCUGAAAUUUACUCUUUGCAAUCAUCAAGAAACCCAACUCCUAGAGGUUCUAGUUUCAAUCAUACUGAUUUUUACUCCAUGAUGGCUGCUGGGAGAAACUCCAACUUUGGUGCUUCAGAUGUUUAUGGUCUAUCUGCCUCUAGGGGACCCACACCUAGGCCAUCGAACUUUGAAGAAGAUGGUAGUAACAAGCCAAGGUACCAUUACCAUGGGGCCAGUGGUGCAACCCAUUAUCCUGCACCAAACCCUGGAAUGUUUUCACCAACUGGGUCUAAAGGAACUGCUGCUGCUAACAAUAACGCAAAGAAGCCUAAUGGUCAAGCACAACAUAAAGGUGGUGCUGAAGAUGGAGGUGGCAGGGAUCUUCACAUGUUUGUAUGGAGUUCUAGUGCUUCUCCUGUUUCUGAUGUAUUUGGUAGUCAUGAAUAUGGUGCUCAUGAUCAGAAAGAUGUUAGAUUGGCUGUGUCUCCAGGAAAAGUUGAUGGACAUAGAGAGAAUCAUCAUCAAGAGGAAUAUAUGGAGAGAGAAGAUUUCAGCUUUGGCAAUAGGGGAGCAGAGAGAGAAAUGAACAACCAUAAGGGUGAAAAAGUAAUGGAUGAUGGAAGGCCAAAACCCAUGCCUCCAACAAGUGUCAUGACAAGACUUAUACUGAUCAUGGUUUGGAGGAAACUCAUUAGAAACCCCAACACUUACUCAAGCUUAAUUGGUUUAACUUGGUCUCUAGUUUCAUUCAGGUGGAAUGUAGAAAUGCCUGCCAUCAUAGCAAAGUCCAUUUCCAUUCUGUCAGAUGCAGGACUUGGCAUGGCCAUGUUCAGUCUUGGUCUGUUCAUGGCUUUGCAACCAAGGAUCAUAGCAUGUGGAAAUUCCAUUGCAGCUUUUGCUAUGGCUGUGAGAUUCCUUACAGGUCCAGCUGUCAUGGCAGCUGCUUCUAUUGCUGUUGGCCUUAGAGGAACGCUCUUACAUGUUGCCAUUGUCCAGGCAGCUCUACCACAAGGAAUUGUCCCCUUUGUCUUUGCCAAGGAAUACAACGUACACCCUGAUAUUCUCAGCACAGGGGUGAUAUUUGGGAUGCUGAUUGCAUUGCCUAUAACUCUUGUGUACUACAUUCUAUUGGGGUUGUGAGUUGUGGGAAAUGCAAAAUCAUCAAGAAAUUAGCACCCAUGGAAGCACACAAUUGAUGGAGCUAGAAGUUGGCAUCUAAAAAUUGUUUCAAUGCCAUGGAGAGAAACAACCACCACCAGCCAUGAUCAUAUGAUGAUGAGGCUUUUCUUGCAAAAUUUUUAAUUUUCCUAGUAAAAGUUGUAAAAUCAAUGUUCCUCUAGUCAAAUUAUGAAGGAAAGAAAAGAAAAGAAAAAAAAAAAAAGUUUUCCUAGUUUACUUUUCCUUCAAACCCUAUUUCAAGAAUUUGUGGUAGCAAUGCAAUAGAGAAAGGUGGAACAGAAAGGAAUGCAAUUUUAAUUUUUUAGGAUCUAA